Molecule: messenger RNA, 714 nt
Organism: Soboliphyme baturini
Lineage: Eukaryota; Metazoa; Nematoda; Enoplea; Dioctophymatida; Soboliphymatidae
Source: the annotation of a GenBank genome assembly
CACCGCUGAUUCCUGCGCUCUUCAUACAAAACCCGUUUUACAGCCUUAUUCUGAGUCAGAUGAAGGCUGCUAUAGGUUUGGUAUCGAAAGUACUUCACGACUGGAAUUUGAAAAGCUACCAUCAGCGAUCGAUGCUAAGGGAGAGUUCACUCUCGCCUUUCGCGCCAGUGCUUUCAGCGGCGUCCUCUUGUACGCGACGGAUAGAAAUCGUGAUUUUAUCAUCUUAUACAUGAAGAACGGCAAACUGAUCUUCAGUUUCGACAGCGGUUCCGGUGCCAUUUCCCUCGAAUCGAGAAGAAGUUUACUGGACUAUCAGUGGCACCAGGUGAAAGUAAACAGAACCGGUCGUAAAGGUCAGCUUUGGGUGAAUGACAUUCUUGAAGCAGAAGGAGAAUCACAAGGUGCUACGGAUAGAGUGGAAACACUACGUCCGUUUUUCGUUGGUGGCCUUCCCGUUGAACUCUAUCGUAUCGCCGAGAAACAGAAAGUUGUAGAUGAAAGUGUAGCCCCGAUUUUUGCGGGUUGCAUCAAAAAUCUAAGACUCAACGACGAGCCACUGGGCGAUCCGUCAACCGCUGCUGGAACAUCGUCUUGUAGUGAAGUGUCAGAAGAAGGCUUGUAUUUUGGGGAAAAUGCCGCUUACGCGAUAGUUGAUGAGAAUUUUAAUGUUCUAUGGAGUACGUCUCCUAUAGUAACAUUUUGCAUUAAUUGAUG